AUAGAUAAGAAGAGUAUGGUAUGACAGAGCUCCGAGGACCAGAAGGUACCAUACUCAUUAGGAAUCCAGGAUGGGAUGAUGGAAUCAAAGCCCCAACUGUAAUAAUCGACUUGGUGGAGCAGCCACCAGAGAGCAGGAGGUCCCUAGAGCUGCUUUAGUAACACAGACAGGAUCCUCCAGGUAUCCGGCAGACGGCGACCCAGGAUUGGGCAGUUUGGUGAAGGGCGGGUCGUUGAGGAGGCGGGACUUCCGGCCGCACCUCGGCUGUUGCCAGGGGAGACAGGCGCAGCGAGCCGGAAGGUGCUGAGGCCCAGCGCGGGAACGCUGGCCACUAUGGCGCCCUCUGCGGCCCCGGGAGCUCCGGCCCCUUCGGGGUUCGGGCAUCGGAGCUGGUGCUUGUGUCUCGAGAUGCCAUCCGCCACCUUCUUCACGGCGCUGGUCUCGCUGCUCGUCUCCGGACCCCGUCUGUUCUUGCUGCAGUCCCCUCGGGAGCCCUCGGACCUGUCGCUGCAGUCCGAGGCUGUGCGCCACUGGCAAGUUCACAGGCUGGUGACCUACAUCUUUGUCUAUGAGAACCCGGUCUCCCUGCUCUGCGGUGCAGUCAUCAUCUGGCGCUUUGGCGGCAGUUUUGAGAAAUCUGUGGGAACCGUCCGCCAUUGCUUCUUCACCUUGAUCUUCACCGUCUCCUCCGCUGUCGUCUUCCUGUCACUCGAGGCUGUGUCAUCGCUGUCAAAGCUGGGGGAGGUGGAAGAUGCCAGAGGUUUCACCCCGGUAGCUUUCGCCAUGCUGGGAGUCAGUACUGUCCGCACCCGCAUGCGGCGGGCCCUGGUGUUCGGCGUGGUCGUGCCCUCUGUCCUGGUGCCGUGGCUCCUGCUGGGCGCCUCUUGGCUCCUUCCUCAGACUUCUUUCCUGAGCAACCUGUGUGGCCUUUUGAUUGGACUAUUAUAUGGCCUCACGCACUGCUGUAACCUCGACGUCCCGGAGCGAGUGGCUCGGAAGCUCGACCAGACGCUCCCCUUCAGCCUCAUGAGGAGGAUACCCAUGUUCAAGUAUGUCUCAGGGUCCUCAGCUGAGCGCAGGGCAGCCCAGAGCCACAAGCUGAACCCUGUGCUCGGCUCCUACCCCACACAGAGCCACCCCAUUACCCAGAUGCAGCACACCAGUGGCCAGCAGCCAGCUCCUUGGCCAACCUGCGCUCCCGGGCACAUACCCAGCCUGCCUCCCUACCAGCUUUCCUCUGGCCCAUGUCACAUGCAAAGCUGCCAUGAUCUAGCACCUGGCUGUUCCAGUGUCUACCCAGUUCCCUCAGGGACCUUACAGAUGAACCCUUCCGCCACCCACAUCAGCUGCCCAGGCUCAUUGAACUCUUCAGCUUGGGGCCCUCUAGCACCUGCCGGCUCCCAGGAGGCCUGUACUGUCCUGAUGCCCUGAGGGAAUCUCUAGGGACUAGGGAUGUGGGCUCACAGCUCAGCCUUCUGAGCUGAUUUUCUUGACAAAAAAUUAGUGAAUACCUCUGUGUGCCAGGCUGUGUUGAAUGCUUGGAUAAAUGUCCCUGUUCCAAUUCA
This is a messenger RNA of Octodon degus (degu), 1565 nucleotides long. RefSeq names its product rhomboid domain containing 2 (gene Rhbdd2). Gene Ontology annotation, cellular component: membrane. The record is from RefSeq and is a predicted model, not a curated record. NCBI's taxonomy places the organism in Eukaryota, Metazoa, Chordata, Mammalia, Rodentia, Octodontidae. The coding region runs from base 334 to 1431 and encodes 365 amino acids. The transcript is spliced from 4 exons. Gene Ontology annotation, molecular function: serine-type endopeptidase activity.